Thyridium curvatum is the source of this 1053-nucleotide messenger RNA. RefSeq lists its product as uncharacterized. The coding region runs from base 1 to 1053 and encodes 350 amino acids. The transcript has a single exon. The record is from RefSeq and is a predicted model, not a curated record. NCBI's taxonomy places the organism in Eukaryota, Fungi, Ascomycota, Sordariomycetes, Thyridiales, Thyridiaceae. Gene Ontology annotation, molecular function: protein binding.
AUGUCAUCCUACACUCCGGCAGCAAUGCCAGCCACCCCGAACAAGCCCAUCAAGGAGGAAGAAAACCCAUCCCCAGCCCAGGCAGCCCAGGCAGCCACAGCCUCCCCCCUCGUCCCUCCACCGUCCCUACCCCUUGCGGACCCCAAGACCCCGAGCCAUGACAACAACAACAACAACAACUCCCCUGUGGCCCCGAUCACCCUAGACAACUACUACCAGCGCAGCAGCCUCACCGACAGCUCCCUGCCGAACCGCGUCAUCUACGUCUCCCUCCACCCGGACCACCCGGCCUUCGAGCCGCCCGCCCACGGCCGCAGCUUCCUCGACCGCCUGCCGGCGGAGAUCAUGCUCAACAUCACCUCGCGCCUGUCGCUCGUCUCGCGGGACCGCCUCCGGCAGGCCUCGCCCGCCUUCGAGCCCUACACGCGCCCCGCCGACGCCGACCUCGACCGCAAGCUCGACUACUACCACAGCGUCGACCUGGCCCGGUGGCGCGAGGACGUCGCCGCCGCCGGCAGCGCGGGCGGCGCAGGCGCGGGCGCAGCGGGCGCAGCGGGCGCAGCGGACGCGAACGCGGACACCUACCGCCACAUGUGCUACCGGUGCUUCGAGCUACUGCCCGCGGCCGACUUCUCCAAGGCCGCGCUGGGCCGGCCGCCGCGGCACGGCGGCAGCGGGCCCCGCCGGCGCAGGGAGCGCGAGGACUGCCGGCGGCAGUUCUGCCGCGCGUGCGGCAAGCAGGCGCAGAGGGAAGGCUCGCGCCGGGCCGCGGCCGCGCGCAAGGUCAGCAAGGCCGCGGCGCGCGCCGAGAAGGAGCGCGUCGAGGACCUGGCCAGCCUGAUCGGCGACUCGCCGGGCAAGGAGUGCGUGGUUCUCCCCGGCUCCCCGGCGGCGGCCGGCGCCGCAGGUGGUGCCGGUGCCAAUGACGUGGGCAACAACAACAAUGGCGGCUUGGGCCGCAAGGCUAGACACCGGCGGCAUUACGAGCGCGAGGAACUGGCCAAGGGCACGUAUGGAAGCUGGGGCGUGAAUCGCAACGAGGUCGACUGGUGA